Messenger RNA from Girardinichthys multiradiatus, 3636 nucleotides. Its product is annotated as potassium voltage-gated channel subfamily KQT member 2-like. Lineage: Eukaryota; Metazoa; Chordata; Actinopteri; Cyprinodontiformes; Goodeidae. Gene Ontology annotation, cellular component: membrane. Gene Ontology annotation, biological process: potassium ion transport. Gene Ontology annotation, molecular function: voltage-gated potassium channel activity. The record is from RefSeq and is a predicted model, not a curated record. The transcript has 9 exons. Bases 1 to 1602 code for a protein of 533 amino acids.
AUGUAUGCUACUGGCAUCAUAUUAUGGCACACACUUGUUUUUGUUACUGUUUCCUCUGCUAUUGUAUCUUUUUGUGUCUCCUCUACUGCUCACCACUCCAGUAGUGAAAAUGCACACAAAGACAGACUUUGUGGGUGCUGCCCAAGAACUCUUAGUCGUAAAGCCAGUCUGAAGGACAAGGUGUUUCCCAGUCCUUCCAAAGUCCCUGUGGUUAAGGGGAAAGCCCUCUCUCCGGGGGCAGAAGACGGGGUCGAAGCAAGCCCAAGCAAGGUCGCCAAGAGUUGGAGCAGAGUCAGGGGCAGUACCUCGCGCCAAAACUCAGAUGCAAUUGAAGGUUUAAUAAAGGCAAGCCUCCCCGGAGAGGAAAUUGGUGAUGAUAAGAGCUGUCACUGUGAGUUUUUCACCCAGGAAUUACCUCCAGGAUUGAAGGUUACGAUUAGGGCUGUUUGUGUCAUGAAGUUUCUGGUGUCAAAGAGGAGGUUCAAAGAGAGUCUGCGGCCAUAUGAUGUCAUGGAUGUGAUCGAACAGUACUCUGCAGGUCACCUGGACAUGCUGUGUCGCAUUAAGAACCUGCAGUCCAGGAUAGAUAUGAUUGUGGGGCCCCCUCCCCCAACAACACCUCGCCAUAAGAAGUCCACUGAAGGUCCUAGAGUUGACCAGAUAGUUGGUAAAGGUCCCAAAGUUGAAGGGGAGGCUGCAGAGGAUCAGAGCAUGAUGGGGCGACUAGUCAAAGUGGAAAAACAGGUGGUCUGCAUGGACAGGAAGCUUGAUUUCCUGGUAAAUGUUUAUGUGCAGCGUAUGGGCAUCACUCAUUCAGAAACAGAGGCCUUUUUUAACUCCAAAGAGCCGUAUCCAGCACCGCCUUACCACAGCCCAGAGGAGACCAAGGACAAGAAGGAUGAAGAAGAAGAGGUGAAGGUGGAAAAGAAAUUCAAGACAACUUCAUCAGCAGCAGAUGUCUCACGCUCUGAUGGGUCUCUGGGAAAGAAAGAUCCUUUACUUGGUCAGUCUGUGGCAAGGUCAGUAGGCACUUCAUCUGGCACCAACAGCCGCCCUUCUACGUCUUGGCAGCAACAGCUGCAGCAUCCUCUCAGCCAGCCCGCCUGGGGCAGCAGCUUGGCCAACACCCCUUCACCAGUCGGAUGUGGUGGUGAUCAGUCGCCCACCGUCUUCCGCCUUCCUCCUCCACCUGCUCCGAUGCAUGACAGAUCCUCCUGUGGCCCGUGUGUGAGCGGCAGGGAUAGCAGCUCACAAAGCAGAAGGCGCUACAGGAGGCACAGGUGUCAUCAGGAUGCCACCGCCGUGGAGAGCGACACCUCUCUCUCCAUCCCAUCUGUUGACCACGAGGAGCUGGAGCGCUCCUUCAGUGGCUUCAGCAUCUCUCAGGCCAAAGAGGACUUCUUCGGGCCUUCUUGCUUUACAGGUUCAGGAGGAAGUGGAGCAGUGGCUGAAGCUGGAGGCGGACAUUCAAUCUGCGCCAGGGUCCGACCUUUCAUAGCUGAAGGAGAGUCAGAUACAGACUCUGACCUGUAUGCGCCAUCACCUCUGUCCUUCACCGGAGAGGCCUCCUGUGGAGAGAGGGGCUGGCCAGGACUCAAGUAGGUCAGAGGACUGCUCUGCCCAGGCUGGUCAGGCUGGUGGUGACAGAUCAGUGCCAAGACGAUAUCAUCAGACCUCCUAUCCAACUAACUUACUGUCCACUAUGAUGAUGUUUUAGUCAAUUCUGAGUGGAUGCGAAUAAGAGGUUGUGCAUUAUGACAGAGGUCAUAUUACUAUAAGUGGUAAUCAAAUAACCUCAUAAAAAUCAGAGGUCAUGUUUUCUCACAUCUUAUGUUUAUAAUCAAACAUUUCAUAAGCAUUGAUUACUGAUAAUUGCUUUGAAUACUUUGUAGAUCUUGAAAGAUGGGAAAAAUGUUGAGGCCCUGUCAAUACUAACACGGAUAUUUACAAAAAGAAGAUUUUUUGCUGUACAAGUAGUUCUCGUUCACAUGAAAUAUUCUUGGUGAAAAAAAGCUAACAUUUUAAAAAACGUCAUUAGUGGUCUAGCUGUGUGGAGAAGAUAAUUGAUUAUUCAAAACAAUGACCCAGAAGCCCUCUUCCUGCAUCCCCACCAACGUUUUCUGUGCUUCUCUAUAACUUCAAAUGUCAAGUGGUAAGACUGAGAGGAAAUGGCAAACAUUGUCAAAGCAAAUACUCAUUUGAGUGUUUUUAACUGGAAUCCCAGGCCACAAUGAUCCUGGUUUCUUUUCAUCAGUUCUACGACACCUAUGUUUUUUAGUUUUGUUUUACAUUUUAGUCAAGAAAGGUAAUGAGUGAACUAUAAAACGUUUGCAUUCUGCUAAUAUUUAACAUUAUUUAGAUUGCCAUCGAGUUUUUAAAUGCAUAACACCUCGUUUUAUGUUACAUAAAAAAAAUACUGAGUUUGCACAAUGAAAAGUUGUGAAAAUCUUAUUACUUGGUUUACAUAAUAUCUUGUAAAUCUCUAUAUCUUUGAAUGACUUGAGGUAUUAUGAUGCCAAUCCCUUCGCUAUGGUAAUUGAUUAGAUUCUUGCAGAGAAAAACAAAAAUGCUUGCUUACAUCAUUAUUAAUUCAGCCUAAAGAAAAAGCAAAAAAAAAAAAAAGCUCCCCUUGAAGUAAUACCAAUAUUACCACAACGGUAAAACUGAGAACCUCUUGCAUGGCAUGUUAAAUGGUUGAUUUUAGGACUGUGUUAGGCAGGCUAUAAACCAAAACAGCAACAAAAAGUCAGCUCAAGUACAUUGUUUUAAUGUUCUGUAGAGACAGACAAAGUGGUGCAUAAAACAUGAAGUAAAACCAGAUAUGCAUGCAUGAGGGGUUUCAAGCUAGUGUUUGUAAUGCUCCUGAAAGGGUUUGCUUGAAUUCCAAUCUUGCAAAUGUUGCCUGAGCUUGCAACAUUUUACCAACACAACAUUUUUGGGCAGACUUGUGCACAGUUAAUGUGCAAUGUUAAAUACAAGCAAAAAAAAUAGGGGCUGAAUUUGAUGCAGCUUGUAGAUUUCUAUGGGUUUUACACCAAAUACAUUGUUGAAGUUGGAAUGAGAAACCUAGGAAGUCUCAGUUACCUACUUGGACAUGAUGAUGUUUAUCCUGCACUGCAUUGAUCUUUCAUGUAGAUUAUCUGAUGCUACGUCAGUUCUGCAACAAAAGAGGAAAUGCAAUAAAAAAGCUAACAGGGUAAUUGAGAUCCAUCUUUAAACAAUCAAAGCCUUAUUUUCACACCAGAAUCCAUUUUAUAAGUUCAUAAAUUAACUAUUUCAUAAAAGAGGUGAGAGUCAGUGGUCAUAUGAGAUCUUGUGGUUUAAAAUCACAGGUUAAACAUUUUCAGCAUAAUUCCAUUUGGCAUGAACAGUUCCUAUUCGUACUAACCAACUCCCAACAUUUGAACAUUAAUACACAGAAAUUAUAAUAAGAAAUAUAAUUUAGUGGGCACUGUCCCUAAUAAUCCAUAUUUUACCAAAAGAAAACAGACAUAAAAACUGACAGGCAUGUUUGUAACUGAAUAACAAACGGAUUAAACCUAAGAGGUUUGGCUACCAGAGAACUGAUUCAUGUUGAACACAUGAUGUAACUGCACCUUCAUCUUCUUCCACAAUAAAACUUUGUACAACACUGAA